AGUCCCCGAGGCUCUCGGAGGAGCCCCGCUCCCGCCGAGCCAUGGCCCGGAGACCCCGGCACAGCAUCUACAGUAGUGACGAAGACGAUGAAGACAUCGAGAUGUGUGACCAUGACUACGAUGGGCUGCUUCCCAAGUCUGGAAAACGUCACUUGGGGAAAACUAGGUGGACCAGAGAAGAGGAUGAAAAACUAAAGAAGCUGGUGGAACAGAAUGGAACAGAUGACUGGAAAGUUAUUGCCAAUUAUCUUCCGAAUCGGACAGAUGUACAGUGCCAACACCGAUGGCAGAAAGUACUGAACCCUGAACUCAUCAAGGGUCCUUGGACCAAAGAAGAAGAUCAGAGAGUGAUUGAGCUUGUACAGAAAUAUGGUCCAAAACGUUGGUCUGUUAUUGCCAAGCACUUAAAAGGGAGAAUUGGAAAACAAUGUAGAGAGAGGUGGCAUAAUCACUUGAAUCCAGAAGUUAAGAAAACCUCCUGGACAGAAGAAGAAGAUAGAAUUAUUUACCAAGCACACAAGAGACUGGGGAACAGAUGGGCAGAAAUUGCAAAGCUACUCCCUGGACGAACUGAUAAUGCUAUCAAGAACCACUGGAAUUCUACAAUGCGUCGGAAGGUCGAACAGGAAGGUUAUCUACAAGAGUCUUCUAAAGCUAGUCAGCCAACAGUGGCCACAAAUUUCCAGAAGAAUAGUCAUUUGAUGGGUUUUGCUCAUGCUCCACCUUCAGCUCAACUCCCUCCAACUGGCCAACCUUCAGUUAAUAAUGACUAUUCCUACUACCACAUUUCUGAAGCACAAAAUGUCUCAAGCCACGUUCCAUAUCCUGUAGCGUUACAUGUAAAUAUAGUCAAUGUCCCUCAGCCGGCUGCUGCAGCCAUUCAGAGACACUAUAAUGAUGAAGACCCUGAAAAAGAAAAGCGAAUAAAGGAAUUAGAGUUGCUCCUAAUGUCAACUGAGAAUGAACUGAAAGGGCAGCAGACGCUACCAGCACAGAACCACACAUGCAGCUACCCCGGGUGGCACAGCACCGCCAUUGCCGACCACAGCAGACCUCAGGGAGACAGUGCACCUGUUUCCUGUUUGGGAGAACACCACUCCACCCCGUCUCUGCCAGUGGAUCCUAGCUCCCUACCUGAAGAAAGCGCCUCUCCAGCAAGGUGCAUGAUCGUCCACCAGAGCACCAUUCUGGAUAAUGUUAAGAACCUCUUAGAAUUUGCAGAAACACUCCAAUUUAUAGAUUCUGAUUCUUCAUCAUGGUGUGAUCUCAGCAGUUUUGACUUCUUUGAAGAAGCAGAUUUUUCACCUAGCCAACAUCACACAGGCAAAGUCCUACAGCCUCAGCAAAGAGAGGGUAACGGGAAUAGACCUGCAGGAGAGCCUAGCCUAAGGGUGAACAAACGCUUGUUGAGUGAGAGUUCAGUUGACCCACCUAAGGCCUUCCCUCCUGCAAGGCACAACACAAUUCCACUGGUCAUCCUUCGAAAAAAGUGGAACCAGUUCAGCCCCAUAGCCACUGGAGACUCUAGCUCCUCCAUAUUUGCUGACGUCAGCGGUUCAACUCCCAAGCGUUCCCCUGUCAAAAGCCUACCCUUCUCUCCCUCGCAGUUCUUAAACACUUCGAGUAACCAUGAAAACUUAGAGUUGGAAAUGCCUUCUUCAACUUCCACCCCUCUCAGUGGUCACAAAUUGACUGUUACAACACCAUUCCACAGAGAUCAGACUGUGAAAACUCAAAAGGAGAAUACUAUUUUCAGAACCCCAGCGAUCAAAAGGUCAAUCCUAGAAAGCGCUCCAAGAACGCCUACGCCAUUCAAACAUGCGCUUGCAGCUCAAGAAAUUAAAUACGGUCCCCUGAAGAUGCUACCUCAAACACCCUCUCACCUAGUAGAAGACCUACAGGAUGUGAUCAAACAAGAAUCUGAUGAAUCUGGAAUUGUUGCUGAAUUUCAAGAAAAUGGACCACCUUUACUGAAGAAAAUUAAACAAGAGGUGGAAUCUCCAACGGAUAAAGCUGGGAACUUUUUCUGCUCAAACCACUGGGAAGGGGACAGUCUGAAUACUCAGCUGUUCACGCAGGUAUCGCCGGUGGCGGAUACGCCAAAUAUUCUUACAAGUUCUGUUUUAAUGACACCAGUAUCAGAAGAUGAAGACAAUGUUCUCAAAGCUUUUACAGUACCUAAAAACAGAUCUCUGGCGAGUCCCUUGCAGCCUUGUGUGGGUGCCUGGGAAUCUGCAUCCUGUGGAAAGACAGAGGACCAGAUGACGGCUUCCGGUCAGGCGCGGAAAUACGUGAAUGCGUUCUCAGCCCGGACUCUGGUCAUGUGAGAUGUGUCCAGAAAAGCAUUAUGGUUUUCAAAACACUUCAAGAUGACUUUGAAUAUAUCAUUCCUCGACAUGAAACUUUUCAUGAAUAGGAGAAGAGCCUAUUUUUGUUGUGGUACAACAGUUGAGAGCAGCACCAAGUGCAUUUAGUUGGGUGAAAUAUUGGAUUUCACCCAACUAAAAGAAUUUUUUAAAAAUAAAUAACAGUCUUACCUAAAUUAUUAGGUAAUGUAUUGUAGCCAGUUGUUAAUAUCUUAAUGCAGAUUUUUUUAAAAAAAACAUAAAAUGAUUUAUCUGUAUUUUAGAGAAUUCAACAGAUCAGUAUUUUUUCCUGUGAUGAGUUUAUUUUUUAAUUUUAAAUAAACAAAAAGGUACUCCAGUAUUUCACUUUUCUCAGUCACUAAACAUAUGCAUAGAUUUUUAAAAACCGGAGAAAGCAUUACUAUAAAUGGCUUAAUACUAUGGGAGAUUUAAAAUUGUAAGUGCUCAUUUAUGGUUAAUAACAUUGGAGGUAUAUUUACUGUACUAGACCAUUUGAUGAGUUUUUUGUUAGCUUGCUUUAAAAAUUAUUACUGUAUGAAAUAGUUUUAUAAAAAAUUAUAUUUUUUAUUCAGUAAUUUAAUUUUGUAAAUGCCAAAUGAAAAAUGUGUUUUGCUGCUAUGGUUCUUAGCCUGUAGACAUGCUGCUAGUAUCAGAGGGGCAGUAGAGCUUGGAUAAAAGAAGAGAAACUUGGAGUUAGGUAAUUGACUAUGCACUAGUAUUCCAGUCUUUUUAAAUUUUAUAUAUAUAUAUAUAUAUGUAUGUGGGUGUGUGUGUAUAUACAUGUAUAUUUAUAUAUGUGUAUAUACGAGUACAUAUACACGUGUAUACACACACACACACUUUUUUUUCCUUUUGUAAUACAUUGGAAAACUUAUUUGGGAGAUUUUUGUAUUUGUUGUGUGUGUUUUUUUGUUCUUUUUUUUGUUUUUACUUUUUUUUUGGUUAAUGUUGGUUUAUAAAAGCAUGCAUUGCACUUCUUUUUUGGGAGAUCUUUGUUGUUGAUGUCCUAUGUUUUGUUUUGCGUUCAGCCUGACUGUUCUUUCAUUCGGGGGUUCAAAGUGUGAUUGACAUUACUCAUGGUUCCUCAGUAUAUGGUCUCAGAACUGCCGCACAGAGUCUGCGUUUGCAGCCAGGUAGUCAGAGACUGGGUUUGAGAGCCAGUUGCUGCCUUAAGAACAUUUGGUGCGAGAUGGCUGGCACUGAACUUUUGAUAUGACAGUUUACU
Molecule: messenger RNA, 3591 nt
Organism: Tupaia belangeri chinensis (Chinese tree shrew)
Lineage: Eukaryota; Metazoa; Chordata; Mammalia; Scandentia; Tupaiidae
Gene: MYB
Product: MYB proto-oncogene, transcription factor
Biological process (GO): regulation of DNA-templated transcription
Cellular component (GO): nucleus
Molecular function (GO): DNA-binding transcription factor activity, RNA polymerase II-specific; RNA polymerase II cis-regulatory region sequence-specific DNA binding
Source: RefSeq, a predicted model, not a curated record